Molecule: messenger RNA, 492 nt
Organism: Thlaspi arvense
Lineage: Eukaryota; Viridiplantae; Streptophyta; Magnoliopsida; Brassicales; Brassicaceae
Source: the annotation of a GenBank genome assembly
AUGGGUUUGGUUACCGAUGAAGUGAGAGCUAGGGCAGAGAAAUACACAGGAGAUGAGAUAUGCCGCGAGAAGACGAAGGAGUUCCUCAGCGAAGUUAAUAUGCCUAAUGGGUUAUUGCCAUUGAAGGACAUAGAAGAAGUUGGUUACGACAGAGAAACAGGUGUUGUGUGGCUGAAACAGAAGAAGAGCAUCACCCACAAGUUCGAAACCAUUGGAAAACUUGUCUCUUACGGCACUGAGGUCACUGCGGUGGUGGAAGUCGGAAAGAUCAAGAAGCUUACCGGAGUUAAGGCUAAGGAGCUUCUUAUUUGGGUCACUCUCAAUGAGCUUGCCUUGGAGCAGACAACUUCUUCAGGGAAGAUCAAUUUCAGGACACCCACCGGUUUGUCCAGAACUUUCCCGGUUUCUGCUUUUGUUGUACCUGAAGUGGAGAAGCCUGCAAUGGAGAAGAACAAUGGAAUUAAGGAAGCUGUUGCAAUCAGAGAUGCUUAG